This is a messenger RNA of Phanerochaete carnosa HHB-10118-sp, 1409 nucleotides long. RefSeq names its product glycoside hydrolase family 5 protein. The record is from RefSeq and is a predicted model, not a curated record. NCBI's taxonomy places the organism in Eukaryota, Fungi, Basidiomycota, Agaricomycetes, Polyporales, Phanerochaetaceae. The coding region runs from base 26 to 1219 and encodes 397 amino acids. Gene Ontology annotation, cellular component: extracellular region; cell surface. The transcript is spliced from 9 exons. Gene Ontology annotation, molecular function: beta-glucosidase activity. Gene Ontology annotation, biological process: glucan catabolic process.
UCGCCCUCCCCCAGGAUAGCCCGUCAUGCUUAGACGCGUAGCUUCACUGUCGUUCCUCACCCUAGGGUUGUUGUCACGCCUCGCUCUCGGUGACAACCCGAUUAACCCUGGCUUUCCCUACGGGUCUGAGAAAGUUCGUGGUGUGAACUUGGGAGGAUGGCUUGUGCUUGAGCCAUGGAUCACACCCAGUAUCUUUGACAACACCGGCAACCCCAACAUCGUUGAUGAAUGGACGUUCUGCCAAAUGCAAGACCGCAACACCGCGAUGAGCGUUCUGACCAACCAUUGGAACACCUGGAUCACGGAGUCCGACUUCGCUGCCAUCGCUGCUGCCGGAUUGAACCAUGUCCGCCUUCCGAUCGGCUACUGGGCUUUUGAAGUUGGCCCCGGGGAACCAUACUGCACUGGUCAGCUGCCUUAUCUCCAGCAGGCAGUCAGUUGGGCGGAGACCUAUGGGCUGAAGGUUAUUGUCGACUUGCACGGCGCUCCCGGUAGCCAAAACGGCUUCGACAACUCCGGCCAAAGGCUCUCAUUCCCCGGUUGGCACUCGAAUGCGACCAACGUUGCUCGUACGGAUGCUAUUAUCAAACAGAUUGCUUCGAUGUUCGCUGGCCAGGAGAACGUCGUGCCUAUCAUUGCUCCUCUGAACGAUUUCCCCUACGGCACCUCACAGGAGGGGAAUACCGUUGUAUUGCUCCAUGAUGCCUUCCAACCUUUGAGUUAUUGGAACGGUUUCCAAACCCCUCCGGGCUGGCAAGGCGUUGCGAUGGACACGCAUAUCUACCAGAUGUUCUCUCAGGAUGAAGUUUCCCGUUCUGACCAGGAGCACAUCUCGGCGGCCUGUGCUUACGCGUCUUCCUUGUCGACCUUCGAUCUUUGGAUCAUCGUUGGUGAAUGGACCCCUGCACCGACCGACUGUGCCACGUACCUGAAUGGGCGCGGUGUCGGCGCGCGCUACGACGGCACAUACCCCGGCUCCACCUUCGUCGGCAGCUGCGACGGACUCACCGGCAGCGCUUCGUCGUUCAGCUCGAGCUACAAGACCUUCCUGCGGCAGUACUGGGAGGCUCAAGUAAUUACCUUCGAGAAGGGCUCCGGCUGGAUCCAGUGGACAUGGAAGGCCGAGAACGCGGACGACUGGACCUACCAGGCUGGUCUCGCGAAUGGCUGGAUCCCACAGAACCCGACGCAGCUUAUGUACCCCAACAUCUGCGGGUGAGCGAGAGUUACUUGAGGAGAUUUUUGAGACAUUACAUUCUAGAAGCACACACGAUCUUUGACACCGCACUUCUAUACAUCACGCUCUUUGGCCGCUUCGUGUUUGAUUAUACCUCGGACGUCAUACCCUUCUCUGUUUGCAAUUCUUCGCGUAUGUGCAGUCUCUAGAUGUGCAAUGCCAUAUAUUCCCG